AUGAAUGCGAAUGUCAGGGAGAUGAUGAACUACUUCAUGAUAAUGAAGGACAUUAAUCCGAACUUCUUUUACGCAGUGAAGUUGGACGAGAAGUGUAAAUUUAGGAGUGCAGUAUGGGUGGAUGCAAGAUGUAGGGCGUCGUAUGAAUACUAUGGAGACGUCGUGUCAGUUGAUAGCACCUACAGCAUGGAUAACUGUUUGUAUCGUUUGUCGGUGUCAACUACCAUGUGCAUGGGAACUGCUCCACAGCGAAUCAUCACCGAUCAAUGUAGAUCCAUCUUCCAUGCGAUCAGAAAUGCGUUACCUGAUACACGCCACCUGUGGUGCAUCUGGCACAUUACGAAGAAAUUACCGCACAAGCUUGGAGGUUACCACCGGUACAAAGAGUGUUAUGAUGACCUCAAUGACAUUGUGUGGAACUCUCGGACUGAGGAGUCAUUUGAGGAUAACGGGUUUGAAUUUAUAGAUGAGUACAACUUACAUAACAACACAUGGCUGUUAGACCUCUAUAAUGACCGAUGCAUAUGGGUCCUCAUAUACUUCAAGGGUGAAUUUUGGGCUGACAUGAGGAGUACGCAAAGGAGUGAGAGUAUGCACGCAUUCUACGGUGGAUUUUUACAUAGUAAGACUAACUUGGUCCAAUUUGUUCACGAAUAUGACAAUGUGCUUGGAAUCAAAGAGCAAAGAAAAUUGGAGGAUGAUGCAGCAAACUCGAUGGGGGUUAUCCCUCAUGCAACGAGCUCGCCUAUGGAGAGACAAUUUCAGCAGGAGUACACUACUAGCAUAUUUAGGGAUGUUCAAAAUGAGUCCGUGAAGAAGGCUGAUUGCAGAGUCUCUGUAGUUGCUGAAGAGAGGCCAUCGGUAUGCAUGAAGGUGGAAGAGGAGAAAUUAGUCAACGAUACUAUUCUCUGCAUUCCAUACGAUGUCCACUUUGACUGUUCCACACAGGAGAUUCAUUUCGACACCCAAGGGCCAUCGAAGGUCACCACAAAGGGUCGGCCAAAGAGUAAGAGGCUUGGUGCUGCCCUGGAGAAGUCCUUCAGAAAAUCUGCUCGGAGGAAAAACAAGAAUGCCUCCCUAGUACAUCAAGUGGCUCAUCCGGAGGCAUCUCAAGAUGUAAACUUCGGUGUUGUUGUCGGCUGGAAUGAUCCUCAACAAGCUGGUGAUUUUAUGUCUUUGUUAAGCUCCUUCAACAAAAGUUAG
Molecule: messenger RNA, 1203 nt
Organism: Arachis stenosperma
Lineage: Eukaryota; Viridiplantae; Streptophyta; Magnoliopsida; Fabales; Fabaceae
Product: protein FAR-RED IMPAIRED RESPONSE 1-like
Exons: 6
Coding region: 1-1203 (400 amino acids)
Biological process (GO): regulation of DNA-templated transcription
Source: RefSeq, a predicted model, not a curated record